This is a messenger RNA of Heterostelium album PN500, 1053 nucleotides long. RefSeq names its product guanine nucleotide-binding protein subunit alpha (gene gpaE). Lineage: Eukaryota; Evosea; Eumycetozoa; Acytosteliales; Acytosteliaceae. Gene Ontology annotation, biological process: adenylate cyclase-modulating G protein-coupled receptor signaling pathway. The record is from RefSeq and is a predicted model, not a curated record. The transcript is spliced from 3 exons. Gene Ontology annotation, molecular function: guanyl nucleotide binding; GTPase activity; G-protein beta/gamma-subunit complex binding. Gene Ontology annotation, cellular component: heterotrimeric G-protein complex. The coding region runs from base 1 to 1053 and encodes 350 amino acids.
AUGGGAUGUAUAUUAACAGUUGAAGAAAAGAAGAGUAGAUCCAUCGAUUACCAACUUAGAAAAGAUGGUAACUACGCUAAAAAUGAAACAAAGUUGCUCUUGUUGGGUCCUGGUGAAUCAGGAAAAUCGACAAUCUUUAAACAAAUGAAAAUCAUUCAAGACGACGGUGGUUUCACAACUGAAGAGAGAUUGGAGUAUAGAUAUAUCAUUUAUGGAAAUUGUAUAAGUCAGAUGAAAGUUUUAGUUAUGCACGCUGUUAAAUGUGAAAUUAAACCUUUAUCACAAAAUGAAGAAAGUUUUGAUAGAAUUUCAAAGAUUACACCAGGUGGUAACUCAUGGACAAACGAGGUAGCAAACGACAUCAAAGCACUGUGGGCAGAUGAAAAUAUCCAAAAAGUAUAUGAAAUGAGAGAUAAGAGUUUCCAACUUAAUGACUCUGCUGCAUAUUUCUUCCAAAAUAUAACUAGAUUUUCAAGUGAAGAUUAUAUACCAAAUCAAGACGAUGUUUUAAGAUCUAGAGUAAGAACGACUGGUAUUCAAGAGGCAAAUUUCAAAUUCCACGAUAUCGAGUUUAGAAUGCUUGAUGUCGGUGGUCAGCGUAGUGAGCGUAGAAAGUGGAUUCAUUGUUUCGAUUCGGUGACAGCAGUGAUCUUUUGUGUGGCGAUGAGCGAGUACGACCAAUCGUUGCGUGAAGACGAAUCACAGAAUCGUAUGAAGGAAUCGCUACUGUUGUUUGACGAGAUCAUCAACAGUCAUUGGUUCAGCAACACCGCAUUCAUCCUGUUCUUCAAUAAAGUCGAUCUCUUCCGUGAGAAGGUCGUCAAAGUCGAUCUCGGUGAGUACUUCCCUGCCUACAAGGGUGGUCUCAACUUUGAGAACGGUUCCAUGUUUGUCAAGAGAAUGUUUUUAGACCAGUGUCAUAACUCACAGAUGAUCUUCCCUCACUUUACUUGUGCCAUCGAUACUCAGAACAUCCAAUUCGUAUUCCAAGCCGUUCGUGAAACUUUGUUAAUGCACGUUUUGGGUAACCUUGGUUGGGGUCUUCAAAAUUAA